This is a messenger RNA of Frankliniella occidentalis (western flower thrips), 2931 nucleotides long. It is a transcript of the gene SoxN, whose product is annotated as transcription factor Sox-2. Gene Ontology annotation, biological process: anatomical structure morphogenesis; cell differentiation; regulation of DNA-templated transcription. The coding region runs from base 253 to 1617 and encodes 454 amino acids. NCBI's taxonomy places the organism in Eukaryota, Metazoa, Arthropoda, Insecta, Thysanoptera, Thripidae. Gene Ontology annotation, molecular function: DNA-binding transcription factor activity, RNA polymerase II-specific; RNA polymerase II cis-regulatory region sequence-specific DNA binding. The transcript has a single exon. The record is from RefSeq and is a predicted model, not a curated record.
CGAGGGACGCUCGCCGACCAGGGUGGACGCGCGCCUGUACGUACGUGUGUGCCGCCGAGCCGAGCGAGCCGAGAUACCAGCGCGGCUCACGCAUGCCCGCCAACGCGUCGCGACAGUGCAGUGAAACAAACCAGUGAUUGUGUGAACGAACCGCCGCGAGUGCGAGUGAGCAGGAGGAGUGUUAUGUUGUGAUAGUGAAGUUUACCUUUGUGAUUGUUGUGUAAAGCUGCCAAGCUGUACGCACAAGACGAUAUGUUGACCAUGGAGACGGACCUCAAGGGAGGCAGCCUGCACGCGACGGUGCCCCCGCACCACGGCCUGCACGUGCACGGCCACACGUCGUACCUGCCGCUGCACGGACACAUGCACAUGCAGCAGCAGCCGCAGCACCAACCCCCGCCGCUGUCGCCUCCGCUGCAACAGCAGCACCACCAGCACCCCAUGGCGCAGAUGGGCCACCAGCCGCACCAGGGCGGGCAUCAGGGCGGCCACCAAGGUGCCCACCAAGGCGCCCACCAGGGUGCUCACCAGGGCCACCAGCACCACGUGCAGCCGUCGCACAGCCCGCUGGGCCACCACAGCCCCCUGGGCCACCAGAGCCCCCUGCAGAGCCCGCUGGGCCACAGCCCCCUGGGCCACCACAGCCCUCUCCACCAAAGCCCCAUCGGCAUGCCCCCGCAGCACGGGCUGGGCGCGGCCCACCAGCAGCACCACCACCAGCAGCCCCACAACAACAACAACACCACCAAGGCCAACCAGAACGUGGACCGAGUCAAGCGGCCCAUGAACGCCUUCAUGGUGUGGUCGCGGGGGCAGCGGCGCAAGAUGGCGCAGGACAACCCCAAGAUGCACAACUCGGAGAUCUCCAAGCGGCUGGGCGCCGAGUGGAAGCUGCUGUCCGAGUCGGACAAGCGGCCCUUCAUCGACGAGGCCAAGCGGCUGCGCGCCGUGCACAUGAAGGAGCACCCCGACUACAAGUACCGGCCGCGCCGGAAGACCAAGACGCUGCUCAAGAAGGACAAGUACCCCCUGGGCGGCGGCCCCCUGCUGCCCGGCGGCCAGGACCCGUCCCGGACGGUCGGCGGCGCGCAGCAAGCCGGCCGCGACAUGUACCCCAGCCUGACCAACGGGUACAUGCCCAACGGCUACAUGAUGCCCAGCGACCCCAGCGGCUACCAGCAGCACUACGGCUACCCGCGGUACGACAUGGGGCAGAUGCAGCACAACUCGCUCAACUACAUGAACGGCUCGUCCUACGGCAUGUACUCGUCGCCGACGACCGUCCCCGGCCCCGCGGGGUCGCCCUACCAGAUGCAGCAGCCCGGCUCGCAGAUGUCCUCAUCGCACAGCCCGAGCGGGAGCAGCAUCAAGUCCGAGCCCGUGUCCCCCUCGCCCGGCCCCAGCCCCGUCGUCGUCAAGCGGGAGUACACCUCAAACCAAGGCACCGGGGGCGCGCCCACGGGGCCACCCACCCCCGGCGGCAACGGCGGCACCCCAACCGGCGACCUCAACCGCUUCAUCUCCAUGUACCACCUGCCCGACCCCGAGCAGCAGAGGCUGCAGCAGAUGCAGUACCAACAGCACCAACAAGAACACAUGGGUUUGUCUCACAUGUAGGACGUGGGGCGGGGCCUCCGCGCCCUGCCCGAGUGCUGAUGGUGCCAUCCUCCGUGACCCCUUGUUUACCCCCUCCCCCUUGCUUAUUUGUUAAGACCGAGACUGUGAUGUGUGCUAAGUUAACUCGUAUAUUAGUUAGGUCGUCUAUUUGUGUUCCAUUAAGUUUGAGUGUUUUAUUAUUAUUGGUGGUCCUCGUUGUGUUUAGUUUUUUCUUUGAAAGUGAUGACGAAAAGUUUGGCGGAAAGCUGUGUCUAGUCGCGGCUAUAUACCAGAUAUGGGAGUCCCUGUUGCCUUUUCCAUUCUGUUUUAUUGAAAAGAUGAAAAAGUUAAGUUCAAUGAAAAAAGCAAGUCGUUCGUUCUUGUUCAUACAACUUUUAGAUUGCUUUUUAGAAAACGUUAUAACCUCAUAUUAUGAAUUCUCAAGAAAUCUCAGUCAUUGUUCGAGUCACCAUUUAAGAAUUCACAAAGAGAGUUAUCAAACCAGUGAUUUUUAUUAUUGCUACUCCGUUGUGGGUACCAGUUCGUUGUUUCUUUUGUUGAAAUCCUUGUACAAAUGCAAUAUUAUCAACAAGCUGAUGAUUGGGGAAAUUUGUAUGAGAUAGGGAUAUUCUAAGACUGUUGACUUACGUGCUUAAACAUAGUGAGACAAAGUAAGCGGCAAUUUGCUGCGGGCCGUUCACUGCUAUCGCGCUCCGCGGAGAGUCCCUGUUCUUUUUUGUUUUUCCCCCUCGUCUUUCUCCCUCACGCCCUUCUUUUCUUCCCUUACCGCGAUUUUAUUGUUGAUCUCAUUGUUAGGCCCCUGCGCCUCUGUUUGUUUCUGUGCCAAAUUUCGCGCGUAACGUACUAUUUUGUUUUUAUUUUCUCUUCAAUUUCCUUUGAUUGCCGCUCUCUCUCUCUCUCCCUGGGGCGCGUUUCCAGUGAGCCGGCCCAACCCGCCCGUCGCCUCGCCCGCCCGACCGCUUGACCGCUCCUCCUCGGGUGCGCCCUCUCCGUGUCAUAUACUUAUGCCCUGCCCGCGACGCCCCCCGCCGAGGCCCCGCCGCGCCCCGCCGCCUGCUCGGAGACCCGCACGCAGGGCGGCGCGGGCGGCCCGGGCGCUGUCCGGGGCGCGUCGCCAAGGCUUUCGCAAUGCGAGAUUAAAAAAAAAAAAAACUUGUAGAUUUCUAACGAGAAGCAUUUCCGACGCGCCACGUCCAGAGCCACCUCACGAUCGCCUGCUAGUGAUAAUUUAGUCAAUGCACCGCGGCCCUUUUCCGAGAACGGACGGGGCCGGCGGGCGCCUUUAGUUAGUGAUAAUUAGUAUUCUUACUAUUC